Cydia fagiglandana is the source of this 4060-nucleotide messenger RNA. RefSeq lists its product as uncharacterized. The record is from RefSeq and is a predicted model, not a curated record. The transcript has 20 exons. Lineage: Eukaryota; Metazoa; Arthropoda; Insecta; Lepidoptera; Tortricidae. Bases 359 to 4024 code for a protein of 1221 amino acids. Gene Ontology annotation, molecular function: calcium ion binding.
AGUCGUGUGUUGUGUGCUGCGCGCGCAUGUUCGAAAAUGGCCGAUAUUUUGUAAAAUAAACAAUUAGAAUACUUUUAUGAAUUGAAAAACUUUAUUUUCGCCAUUUUUAGUGUCGUGUCAGUGAUUGUAAAUAGUUAUUUGUUGUGUAUUUAAUUGUUGUUGACUAUUCAAGUGUCUAGACGUGUGCUGUGCAAAUGUGAAAGUUUUCUUAUAAGAAAAGACUGUGUUCUUUUUUGCAAGUUCAUCCUACUUUUUUUAUUUGAACAGCUGUUUUUAUUGCUAAUUAAGCUGAGCCACAAAUGUAAGCGCCAGGAGAGCAAUGAAGAGCGGAUGGACAGCGCACUGCUGAGUCCACAAAAUGGCCGCCGGGACGACAAGAUGGUGGACACAGUGCCGCGGCGCGGUGCUGUUCGCCAUACUGCUGCAAGUUGUUAACGGUUACGAAGAAAUCUACACGAUAUCCCAGCUAUCUCCAAAAUCAGACUCCGUCGAUCAUUCAGAAGAUCAAGUCCUCCACACUACCCAGUCAGACAACCUAGCUUUUAGGAUAGAACCUAGCCUCGCCAGGUACGAUGACCUAGACGACCUAGAACCUGAAGACAUAGUCACUGAUGAAGAAACAGAAAAACAUGUCAUUGUAGCCAGAUCAGCUGAUCCUAGUGACAGAGCAUCUAGAUCUCUAAACUUUGAUGAAAUACCAUCGUCAAACAAUGAAAUAGACAACGAAAUAGAACUACACAAUAAAAGGAAAUACUAUGAUAUACAUCCAACGAAAACUACGGGUUUUAGUCACGAGAAUGAGGUGCUUAUGUCCUCAGACGGGGAUAGAUUCGAGUUUAACUUUCCGGGGGAAGCCAGAAGGGCUCCAAAGGCCAGGGCGUUGCCUUUGGGGCCCAGAAUACGGCCUACUGUAGUGCAGCCGAUGUAUGCCACAAUCAACCCUAAUGAGGGAAGACAGAACACAGAAAUACAGAACAUUAUAACUGGUAUAGUUAAGCUUCUAAACGGAAAUGUCAACGUGCAAGCUAAUACGCAACUCCUCAGGCCAGGCAGACCUAUGAAUUCUAGGAUCAAUAACAGAGGACCACCUCGAAUAUCUGAUGUACCACCUAUGCCUGACUUUGAUAAACCUCUAACCCCUCCAACUCACACCUUUCAUCCUACAAAAACCCCUCCCCCGUACCCCUUCGAUAGACCCCAUCAUGGUGUUAAUUUGCCUGAACAAAUUGUACCACCACUGAACCCUCACAGGCCAGGGUUCCAUAGGCCCAACAUUCCUCCUUGGCAACGGCCUAGACCUAGGCCACCUAAUAUGCCAGGUAGAAGGCCCAACCCUGGUCUACCUAUAUACAAACCUCCUCCAAUGCCUGUUGAUAUACCAAACUUAGACGAAGAGGAAGAAGCAGAAAAUGACACUAAUCAUGAUAACCAUCUCGUCCAAGUUGAGAAAGAGACUGUACCAUUACUUAAUCUGCCUGUCUCUAACACUACCGAAGAAAACGAGAAAGAAGAAAACAAGCUAACCACAGCCCCUGAUACUACAAGCAGUACAACAACAACAACAACCACAACAACAACGGAAAAAACAACAACUUCCACAACAGAAAAGACAACAACAGAACCACCAAAUACAACCACCGAAAAAGCCAAAACCACAACUGAAAAAGCCAAAACUACAACAGAAAAACCAAAAACCACCACUGAACGCAAACCUACCACGGAAAAACCAAAAACUACAACUGAAACCAAACCAACCACUGAAAAGGCCAAAACUACAACAGAGACAAAGACAACUACAGAGAAAGCUAAAGUGGAAAAGAAGCCAGAAAAGAAAAAGGAGCCGUUUAUCGCCGAUAAGAAAGAUAAAUACAAGAUUGAUGAGAAACCAGGGAACAAGACCAAGAUUGAGACUAUUAUAGACAUCAUUGAGUCUUCGAUAGAUGAGUAUAAGUCUUCUGCUGCCGCGGCUGCGACUCCGACUGAAGGUCUGAUGUCUCACGUUCCCACAGUUAGUGUGCUGGAAAGUCCGCAUAGUGUGGUGAAGACGUCUUCUAUCAAUGCACAACCAUCACCAUCAUCCCAAACGCCGUACCGUCCGUACCGUCGUCCCGGCAUAGUGCUCGAUGAUCCGGACUUCAAGCCGGCCGGCAGCCGGCGUCCGGUGCCGGACGCCCCUGUUCUUACGGCACCCUUACCGGGGUAUGGAGAAAUCUUCGACGUCACUGUGUCUGCCAUUCAGGGGCCUGGUGAAAAGGGCGGUGCUUCGGUCCACAUCGAGAACGUGAACCCAAUAUCGGGCCACGCUGAAGACGAUAUCAUCGUGUCACCGUCGGGCGAGCAAGGGUUUGUGUCCAUCGACGGCAAGCGGACUUAUCUCAACCUGUUCGACACUUCCAGCCAUCAUGUGGAGCCUACCAGGGUGCAGAGCAUACAGCAUUCUGCACCUCCAACACCAGUCCUCCACCCCAGCCACCCCCCGGCAGUGGGUACCGGCGUAGCGGUUCCAGCGGAGCCCGCGCCAACACCGGCGCGGCGACCACCAGCUUAUCGCCCCCGCCCGCGACCCCAAGCUACAGUCAGGAUCGACACGUGUAUAGUUGGCGACGACUCCACAUGUGACCAGGCGCAGAACGAGAAAUGCAGGACGGAAGCAGGUAUAUCCAGCUGCCAGUGCCGACCCGGCUACGCGCGGCGCACGCACCGCGAUCCGUGCCGGCGCGUCGUCUCUCUAGUGUUAAACCUGAGGGUGGACCGACUCUAUGAUAAACCGAUGACAUGGGAUAACAAGUUAACGGACAAGGAUUCUGAGCUGUAUCAGCAGUUGAGCUACGAGGCACUUAGAGCUAUCGACUCUGCAUUCUCAAUGACUCCAUUCUCCGACGAAUUCGUGAGCGGGUCUAUAAACUCGGUGCACCGCGAGCUUGGCUCGGGCGUCUACGUUAACUAUACUAUAUUGAUGUCGGAGUCAGGAGAGAUGCUGCGGCCAGCAGUGGGCGCCGAGAUACACAAGCAGGUGCUGGGUGUGCUGCGGCGCCGCUCCAACAACGUCGGGGCUUCGGCGCUGUGGGUGGAUCACCUCGCCGGUGCCGUGGCUCCACUUAAAGAUCUGGAUGAAUGCGCUUCUCCAGAGUACAACGACUGCCACCAGCUCGCUCACUGCGUCAACACCUGGGGAGGCUUCCGGUGCUCCUGUCCGGAUACGACACUAGACGCGCAAGAAUCAGGGCCGUUAGCUGGAAGAGAUUGCCGCGCGUGCGCCAGCAGUCACUGUAACGAGAGGGGUACCUGUCACUACAACAACCGACGCCCCACCUGCAGCUGUUCGUCGGGAUACUACGGCUCGACUUGCGAGGUGGACGGCGAGGUGGUGGGCGUGGCGGUCGGCGCGUCCCUCGCCGCUGCACUCGUCAUCGCCGCAACGCUGGCUGCACUCCUCAGUUGGAGUCGCAAAUGGUCCCGCGAGCAGAAGGCGGCGGGCAUGGGGUCGCCGGUAUUCAGCUACAUGCAGGGGGUCAACACCAUCAAGGCCCCACCAGUAGGGGGCCCGCCGUACCAGGUGACGUUGGAGGAGCGCAUGCGCUGGGCGCAGAUCGCCGAGGCGAUGGCUCAGUCCAACCACUACGCGACGGAGAGCCAGACGAUGGCGACGCGGCCCUCCUCGGCCAUGUUCGGCGGCUACCCCACGCUGCCGCCCGUGCCCAUGCCCAGAUUGGGUCUGCACCACUCGGGCACGCUGAACACGGUGGCGUCGCGCGCCAACACGGCAGGCUCGCACCACAACCUGUAUGGCUACACAAACCACAUGGCGACGGAGUCUUCAUCAUCUGAAGCGUCGUCGCACGCGCAGGAGCGCGCGGACCUGCUGCACGCGCCGCGCCCCAAGUCCCGAGCACGCAGCCUGCACAACCAAACGGGUAUCUACUACGACGUGGAGUACGAGAACGCGGAACCCAUCUACGGAACCAAGGGCAUACCGUUAUCCACGUACACGGUGAGCCGCGGGCCGCCCUUCUACCGCGCCUAGUACUUGUAGUGUCGCUGGCCAGCUUGUGCCCUUACA